This is a messenger RNA of Symphalangus syndactylus (siamang), 5012 nucleotides long. RefSeq names its product 4-galactosyl-N-acetylglucosaminide 3-alpha-L-fucosyltransferase FUT5-like. NCBI's taxonomy places the organism in Eukaryota, Metazoa, Chordata, Mammalia, Primates, Hylobatidae. The record is from RefSeq and is a predicted model, not a curated record. Gene Ontology annotation, cellular component: membrane. Gene Ontology annotation, molecular function: alpha-(1->3)-fucosyltransferase activity.
UAUGACAAGCUGUGUCAUAAAUUAUAACAGCUUCUCUCAGGACACGUGGCCAGGAAGUGGGUGAUUGUCCUUAAUGACCCUCACUACUCUCUCCCCACUUCCCAGAUACUCUGACCCAUGGAACCCCUGGGCCCAGCCAAGCCACAGUGGCCGUGGCGCCGCUGUCUGGCUGGGCUGCUGUUUCAGCUGCUGGUGGCUGUGUGUUUCUUCUCCUACCUGCGUGUGUCCCGAGACGAUGCCACUGGAUCCCCUAGGCCAGGGUUCAUGGCGGUGGAACCUGUCACUGGGGCUCCCAAUGGGUCCCGCUGCCAGGAUAGCAUGGCAACUCCUGCCCGCCCCACCCUCCUGAUCCUGCUGUGGACGUGGCCUUUUAACAAACCCAUGGCUCUGCCCCGCUGCUCAGAGAUGGUGCCCGGCGCGGCCGACUGCAACAUCACUGCUGACUCCAAUGUGUACCCACAGGCAGACGCGGUCAUCAUGCACCACUGGGAUAUCAUGCACACCCCCGGUGCCAACCUCCCGCCCCCCACCAGGCCGCAGGGGCAGCGCUGGAUCUGGUUCAGCAUGGAGUCCCCCAGCAAUUGCCAGCACCUGGAAGCCCUGGACGGAUACUUCAAUCUCACCAUGUCCUACCGCAGCGACUCCGACAUCUUCACACCCUACGGCUGGCUGGAGCCAUGGUCCGGUCAGCCUGCCCACCCACCGCUCAACCUCUCGGCCAAGGCCGAGCUGGUGGCCUGGGCGGUGUCCAACUGGGAGCCGGACUCGGCCAGGGUGCGCUACUACCAGAGCCUGCAGGCCCAUCUCAAGGUGGAUGUGUACGGGCGUUCCCACAAGCCCCUGCCCCAGGGGACCAUGAUGGAGACGCUGUCCCGGUACAAGUUCUACCUGGCCUUCGAGAACUCCUUGCACCCCGACUACAUCACCGAGAAGCUGUGGAGGAACGCCCUGGAGGCCUGGGCCGUGCCCGUGGUGCUGGGCCCCAGCAGAAGCAACUACGAGAGGUUCCUGCCGCCCGACGCCUUCAUCCACGUGGACGACUUCCAGAGCCCCAAGGACCUGGCCCGGUACCUGCAGGAGCUGGACAAGGACCACGCCCGCUACCUGAGCUACUUUCGCUGGCGGGAGACGCUGCGGCCUCGCUCCUUCAGCUGGGCACUGGAUUUCUGCAAGGCCUGCUGGAAACUGCAGCAGGAAUCCAGCUACCAGACGGUGCGCAGCAUAGCAGCUUGGUUCAACUGAGGCCAGCGUGGGGCCUGGGCUUCCGGGACCUCAUUUUCCCAGGGCCUCACCUACCUAGGGUCUCACUAGUCUGGAGAUUUACCUGCCUGGGCUGUCACCUGCCUGGGCUCUCACCUGCCUGGGCUGUCACCUGCCUGGGCUGUCACCUGCCUGGGCUCUCACCUGCCUGGGGUCUCACCUGCCUGGGCUGUCACCUGCCUGGGGCCUCACCUGCCUGGCGUCUCACCUGCCUGGGCUGUCACCUGCCUGGGCUGUCACCUGCCUGGGCUGUCACCUGCCUGGGGCCUCACCUGCCUGGGCUCUCACCUGCUGGAGUCUUUGGUGGCCAGGCAUGUGACUUACCUGGGAUUUCACAUACUGGGCUUCCCCACUGCCAGGAGCCUCCCCUGCUGGGGACCUUGCCAGCUGGGUCUGGGGACGGUGCCUACUGGGGACCUUGCUUGCUGGAGGCUGCACCUACUGAGGAUCUCGGCUGUCGGGGACUUUACCUGCUGGGACCUGCUCCCAGAAACCUUGCCACACUGAAUGUCACCUGCUAGGAGCCUCACCCGCUGGGAGGCACAGGGCCCAAGGGAGCUGGAUAUGUUGCCCAAGGUGUGCAGGGCAGGUCAGGGAAGCGCAGGGUCCCCUAAGGAGGAGGGCGAAGGGUUUGUGUGUGACCAUCAGCAGUGGUGUGCACAUGGCUGGGGGGACACUCAGUGUAACCGCCAGCGGGUGAGUGUCACAAAUGCAUCACUGUAGGUGUGACCUCGGCGUGACUCUGACAGUGCCUGUGGAUGUGUUGUGAUGCCUCACCCUGGAGGGCACUGGGCCCUGAGAACUGGUGCCCUGGAGGCCCUGCCCCCAGGCGGUGGUGCAGGCUGGUUCACUUGUGGUUUUAUUGCUGUUGUUAACCACCCAUGAGGGGUGCAAACAGAUAAUGCUGUUAUUGUCAGACGAAUGCUUCAAGGAAAGCUCCUGUGUCCCCCCUCACUCUAGAACAGUGGUUCUCACGUAGGGCAAUUCUAUCCCCAAGGGCACUUGGCAAUGUCCAGAGACAUUUUCAGUUGUCACAGCCAGGGGAGGAGGAUGAGGUGACCUAGUGGGUAGAGGCCAGGGUUACUCCAAACCUCCUACGAUGCACGAGUUGGGGCCCCUACAACCAACAAUGAUGGUUCCAAAUGUCCAGGGGCAGAAAACCCUGUUCUAGAACUUUCUAUGACUCUAGAGGUCAAGCCCCUUGGGGGAGGCAUUCAGAUCCCUCGGAGGUCCUCUCUUUCAGCUGGCUCCCUUGGGCAGGCUCUGGCACCCACCCAGAAGUGAAAGUCUUUUUUCUGAAGAUCUCAGGUCAAGAACUCCAAAGUCAGGCAAGCCCUGCAUAGAGCCCUGCUCCACCACUUAGGGGCUGCAGGUGGUUUCUGACUGUAAAUGAGGAUGUCUGGAACAUUCCAGAACAUUCUGGAACAUUCUGGGCUUGGGAGAAAUUGCUGCUCUCUGGAGAAUGCCAAGGGGGACCUGGUGGUGGAAGGUGGUGGUGAAUCCCAGGUGCUCUCUGAGCCUCAAUCUCCCCAUUUGCACAGUGGACAUGCAGGCUCUGAGGGCUGAGGACUGGGGCCCACACUCUCCAGGAGUGAAGGUGGGCAGGGCUGGGAUAAAGGGACCCUCUCUGCCCAGGGUACAGGGUCCAAGGGAGCUGGAUGUGUUGCCCAAGGUGUGCAGGGCAGGUCAGGGAAGGGCAGGGUCCCCUAAGGAGGAGGGUGAAGGGUAUGUGUGUGACCGUCAGCAGUGGUGUGCACAUGGCUGGGGGACACUCCGUGUGACCGCCAGCGGGUGGGUGUCACCAACGCAUCACUGUGGGUGUGACCUUGGCGUGACUCUGAUAGUGCCUGCAGAUGUGUCGCGAUGCCUGCCUGUGACUCUAUGUGGGUGUUCAUAGGUGGCGGUGAUUGUGAGUGUGAGAUGGAAUGUGUGGCCCUGGGAGUGAGGCUUUGAGUGUUGGAUGGAGCAGGGGCCCCUCUCUGAGUGUGCCAGGCUCUCCGAGUCUGUGUGUGUCUCUGUGUAGACUGUGCAAGGCUGUGUCUGCAUGGACCUCUGUCCUUGGGUGUGGUGAAGUGGGCUGUGUGUGGCCACGUGUGGGACUUUUAAGCUGUGUCUGCAAGUGGCUGUGACCAUGUGUGUGGCCUUGUGGACGAGCAGGGAGAGGCGGGGUUCUUAAAAGUAUUACAGGAGGGGAAACUGAGGCCCACAGAGGUCCAGGGACCCAGGCCAAACAUUCCAGCCUGUAGAGGGGGUAUGCAGAGACCCUGAGGGGUGGUGGGAGGAUCAGCAUGACCUCAGCCUCCUGAAGAAGGUGCUGGCAGUGGCUCCACUCUACAGAGGAGGUGGCUGAUGCCCAGAGAAGUUGAGGAACUCACUCAAGGCCACACAGCUGCCAGAGGUGAAAGUCAGUUUUCUGAAGAUCUCAGGGUCAAGAACUCCAAAGUCAGGCAAGCCCCGCAUAGAGCCCUGCUCCACCACUUAGGGGCUGCAGGUGGCUUCUGACUGUAAAUGAGGAUGUCUGCACCAUUCCGGAACAUUCUAGUGUUGGGGGAAAUUGUUGCUCUCUGGAGGAUGCCAUGGGGGACCUGGUGGUGGAGGGUGGUGGUGACUCCCAGGUGCUAUCUGAGCCUCAGUUUCCCCAUUUGUACAGUGGACAUGCAGAGGUGCCUGUGAUGACUCCCCUAGGCCCAGGUGGGAGGGUGGAGGGGCAUAGGGUGGGGAAGGUGUGGGGGGACUGGAGAAUCUCUGCCAAAUCCCCUGGUGACCCCGGGCCUGAGCCAGCCUCGCUGGGCCCAUCACUCACCUGCCACCCACACCACACACCUGGGCCCCUCUCCCCACCGCCUGGCUGCAAGUCAGGGGUCCCGGGAGGGGAUCGGGGCCCUCGGGAGGCCAGGCCAGGGCUUCCUAACAGGGUGGUGUGGGGCCAGUCCCCUGGGGGUAAGGAGUUGGAGUGGGAGCAGGCUGCUCUGUUCCCUGACGCCCCUGGAGCACCCGUAGUCUCCGCCUCUACCUGAACUGAUGUCAGAGUGAACAGCUCCCUUUCCCAACUUCUCUUUUUCUCCCUCUGGAAUUUCCGCUGAAGCUUAGAGGGACGUGGAAACCCUCCUUGGGUCCCACAAGGGCAGAGGCCCAGCCACCUGGCCAACAUUGGGGGACCCUGGCCUGCCCCCUCUGGAUCCCCAGGACCGCCCCAAACUGCCAUUGCCUCCCUGUAUGUCCCGGCGGAUCUCACAUGUGGUUCAUGGCACACCCAGCCCACCCUGUGGGGCCUUCUCCCUCCUCCUGACUGGCAGCUGCCCUUGGCUCCCAGCCCUGGGCCCCAGGGGGAGAAAAAUUUCCAUCAGGCUGGCAGCUCCAUCACCCACCCAGCCCAGGCUAAGGGAGGAGCUGGGGGGUCUGAUGAGGGCAGAGACCCCAAUGAGGAGGUCCUCGUGAUCCCCCACUCUGGGCUCUGGGCUCAGCUGUGGGUAAUGUGGGCCGGGUGCGGUGGCUCACGCCUGUAAUCCCAGCACCAUGGGAGGCCGAGGUGGGCAGAUCAUCUGAUGUCAGGAGUUCGAGACUAGCCUGGACAACAAGGCGAAACCCCAUCUCUACUAAAAAUACAAAAAUUAGCUGGGUGUGGUGGCGGGCACCUGUAAUCCCAGCUACUCGAGAGGCUGAGGCAGAAGAAUCACUUGAACCCGGGAGGUGGAGGUUGCAGUGAGCCAAGAUCGCGCCAUUGCACUCCAGCCUGGGUGACAGAGACUCCA